AACAUUGCCAAUUUAGCAAGUGAGGAAAAUGUCUUAUAAAUAUAUUCUACACGUAGCGCUUUUGGUUCUUACUUGUCUCGAAGCAGUACGUGGACAAGCCAGAAUUGUUGGUGGUACAACAACGCCAAUAGCUGAAAAUCCUUUUGUCGUAAAUAUACGUGAUAAUGAUGGAAAUUUGGUAUGUGGGGGUACUUUAGUUAACCCACGUUUUGUUGUUUCUGCCGCAAGUUGUAUUAGACCAUAUAAAGCUAAUCAAUUAACAGUACAAGGUGGUGCUCAAUUAUUCUCAGAGGAAGGUGUCAGGCGUAGCAUCAAUCGUAUCAUAUAUCCUGCAAACUUUGAUAAUGUAACCUUGGACUAUGAUGCUGUUAUGUUAAGAUUGGUAACUGAAAUGACUGGUACCAAUAUUGGGACUAUAGAUUUACAUACAACUGGAGUUCCCAUCGGUGCUACCUUGAAAGUCUUAGGAUGGGGAGAAUUAACUGAGAGUGGCCAAAACUCAGAUUCUUUACAAUCUGUGCUUGUUGUUGCAAUUCCAAAAAACGAUUGCUUGCAGUCAUAUGAGUUAACCCCGACCAUGUUUUGUGCUAAGGCCCCAGGUGCUGAUGCCUGUGAAGGUGAUGGUGGUGGUCCAGCUGUAUUGAAUAAUAAACUUGCUGGUAUUAUUUCAUGGGGAUUCGGUUGUGCUCGUCCUGAUUAUCCUGGAGUAUAUACAAGUAUUGCUAGGCUUGCACCUUUCAUUAAUCAAGCUAUAGCGAAUAAUUCAUAAUUUUUUAUUACUUUA
Messenger RNA from Teleopsis dalmanni, 784 nucleotides. Its product is annotated as vitellin-degrading protease-like. Lineage: Eukaryota; Metazoa; Arthropoda; Insecta; Diptera; Diopsidae. Gene Ontology annotation, molecular function: serine-type endopeptidase activity. The record is from RefSeq and is a predicted model, not a curated record. Gene Ontology annotation, biological process: proteolysis. The transcript has a single exon. The coding region runs from base 29 to 769 and encodes 246 amino acids.